AUGCUGCUGCUGGCAGACAUGGACGUGGUGAAUCAGCUGGUGGCCGGGGGUCAGUUCCGGGUGGUCAAGGAGCCCCUUGGCUUUGUGAAGGUGCUGCAAUGGGUCUUUGCUAUCUUCGCCUUUGCCACAUGCGGCAGUUACACCGGGGAGCUCCGGCUGAGUGUGGAGUGUGCCAACAAGUCAGAGAGUGACCUCAGCAUCGAGGUUGAAUUCGAGUACCCCUUCAGGCUGCACCAAGUGUACUUUGACGCACCCACCUGCCGAGGGGACAUGGAGAAAAUCUUCCUGGUGGGGGACUACUCCUCAUCGGCUGAAUUCUUUGUCACCGUGGCUGUGUUUGCCUUUCUGUACUCCAUGGGGGCUCUGGCCACCUACAUCUUCCUGCAGAAUAAGUACCGAGAGAACAACAAAGGACCCAUGAUGGACUUCCUGGCCACGGCUGUGUUCGCCUUCAUGUGGCUGGUUAGCUCAUCAGCAUGGGCCAAGGGACUGUCAGACGUGAAAAUGGCCACUGACCCAGAGAACAUUAUCAAAGGGAUGUCUGUCUGCCACCAGACGGGGAACACAUGCAAGGAGCUUAGGGACCCUGUGACCUCUGGCCUCAACACUUCAGUGGUGUUCGGCUUCCUGAACUUGGUGCUCUGGGUCGGCAACCUGUGGUUCGUGUUCAAGGAGACAGGCUGGGCUGCCCCAUUCAUGCGUGCACCUCCCGGCGCCCCCGAGAAGCAACCAGCGCCCGGGGACGCCUAUGGCGAGGCAGGCUACGGGCAGGGCCCAGGCGGGUACGGGCCCCAGGACUCCUACGGGCCCCAGGGCGGCUACCAGCCCGAUUACGGGCAGCCCGCCGGCGGCGGCGGCGGCGGCUACGGGCCUCAGGGAGACUACGGGCAGCAAGGCUAUGGCCCUCAGGGCGCGCCCACCUCCUUCUCCAAUCAGAUGUAGUCUGGUCAGUGCAGCCCAGGAGGACCCCAUGGGUGGGCAAGAGCUCAGAAGCCCUGCCGCCCUUUCCACCCCUAUACCCCAGGUCUCCACCCCUCAAGCCAGGAGACUCUAACUCUCUUUGCUGUUUAUAUAUAUAUAUAUUAUAUAUAAAUAUCUAUUUAUCU
Molecule: messenger RNA, 1106 nt
Organism: Enhydra lutris kenyoni (northern sea otter)
Lineage: Eukaryota; Metazoa; Chordata; Mammalia; Carnivora; Mustelidae
Gene: SYP
Product: synaptophysin
Exons: 7
Coding region: 1-942 (313 amino acids)
Cellular component (GO): synaptic vesicle; synaptic vesicle membrane; presynaptic active zone
Source: RefSeq, a predicted model, not a curated record